Messenger RNA from Penaeus vannamei (Pacific white shrimp), 841 nucleotides. Lineage: Eukaryota; Metazoa; Arthropoda; Malacostraca; Decapoda; Penaeidae. The record is from RefSeq and is a predicted model, not a curated record.
AGCUCCUGUGGCCAACUUUCUCCCGCGGCAAUUCCGAUUCCUUCGACGAGCGAUUUCUUCUUUGGUUUCUUUGGCCUUCGACUGAAUUACAUUAGCCUCCCGGGGGAAUCAUCCCUCGUGUCACUCCUUCGUCGCGAUGACCUCGCUCGCUCGGCUGGUCACCAGAGCCCUUCUUGUCCUGGGCCUCGUGGGCUUAUCGCAUGCGACCAUCCUCAGCUCGGCGCAGGACGGGGACGAGGCGGCCGUCCUUCAGUACCUCCAGAAUGGGAAUGACCCGGAUGUGAUGUCUGACAAAAACCGGACCAUGCUAAUGUUCGCAGCCAUUGAGGGCCACGCGAAUAUCAUCACGAUCUUGUUGCAAUACAAUGCCUCCCUCGACCUCGUGGAUGCCAACGGGAGGACGGCCGUAAUGUUUGCGGCAAGAAGCGGUCAUUCUCAAGUGGUCGAUCUCCUUAUCAGUGGCGGCGCCUCUCUCGAUAUACAGGAUAAAGACUUGAGGACUGCCCUUAUAUUGGCUGCAAUGGCCAAUCAAACUGAUACAGUGCGUGCUUUGCUGCAAGGCGGGGCCGACGCAGACAUUACGGAUUUUAAAGACCUGAAAGCCAUAAACCACGCUGCGAGACGAGACCGUGUGGAUAUCGUGUGUCUCCUGAAAGACUACACGACACUCAGCCCAUCUUACGCCUUCGGAGGAGUGGCAGGGAAGUGCUUCUUGAACGGCACUGUUUACUUCGUUGGAAAUGAAACGUUCAACGGCGUCGAGUUAGUAAGAUGCGUCGACACCUGCGUUUGGGAGACAAGUAAGUAAAUGUAAUGCUCUUCGUACUCUUCUGCGUCGUUU